GCGGUGGCGGCGCGGAGGGGCGGGUCACCCCGCAGCCGGGCCUCGGCCUCCGCCGCUCGUCGCCGCGCCCCGCCCGCGCGCCCGCCGCCGCACGUCCCCCGCUGGCGGCCACCAUGAGCACAGGCCUGCGGUACAAGAGCAAGCUGGCGACCCCAGAGGACAAACAGGAUAUCGACAAGCAGUACGUGGGUUUCGCCACACUGCCCAACCAGGUGCACCGCAAGUCAGUAAAGAAGGGUUUCGACUUCACGCUCAUGGUGGCUGGUGAGUCAGGCCUUGGGAAGUCCACAUUGGUCCACAGCCUCUUCCUGACUGACCUGUACAAGGAUAGGAAGCUGCUCAGUGCUGAGGAACGCAUCAGUCAGACGGUAGAGAUUCUGAAGCACACAGUGGACAUUGAGGAGAAGGGGGUCAAGUUGAAACUAACCAUUGUGGACACACCCGGCUUCGGGGAUGCUGUCAAUAACUCAGAGUGCUGGAAACCCAUCACUGAUUAUGUGGACCAGCAGUUUGAACAGUAUUUCCGUGACGAGAGUGGCCUCAAUCGCAAGAACAUCCAAGACAACCGGGUGCACUGCUGCCUGUACUUCAUCUCCCCGUUUGGGCAUGGGCUGCGGCCAGUGGACGUGGGUUUCAUGAAGGCUUUGCAUGAGAAGGUGAACAUCGUGCCCCUCAUUGCCAAAGCUGACUGCCUGGUCCCCAGUGAAAUCCGGAAGCUGAAGGAGCGGAUCCGGGAAGAGAUUGACAAAUUUGGGAUUCAUGUAUACCAGUUUCCAGAAUGUGAUUCAGAUGAAGAUGAAGACUUCAAGCAACAGGACCGGGAACUGAAGGAGAGUGCUCCCUUCGCUGUUAUUGGCAGCAACACAGUGGUGGAAGCCAAGGGGCAGCGGGUCCGGGGGCGACUGUACCCCUGGGGAAUCGUGGAGGUGGAGAAUCAGGCACACUGCGACUUCGUAAAGCUGCGCAACAUGCUCAUCCGCACUCACAUGCACGACCUCAAGGACGUGACUUGUGACGUGCACUACGAAAACUACCGUGCACACUGCAUCCAGCAGAUGACCAGCAAACUGACCCAAGACAGCCGCAUGGAGAGCCCCAUCCCCAUCCUACCACUGCCCACCCCGGAUGCUGAGACUGAGAAACUCAUCAGGAUGAAGGAUGAGGAGGUUGUUAAGGCGCAUGCAGGAGAUGCUGCAGAAGAUGAAGCAGCAAAUGCAGGACCAGUGAUCCCCGCCCCAGCUCCACGUUGCCACGGAUAGACCACCUGUCACCGGGCUGGCCCCUCUUACCCCUAGACCCCAGACUGGCCUGGAUUCCAUCCUGGAUUCACCUGGAUCUCAGUCGGGCCUGGACCCAACCCUAAACCCAAAGUGGCCCUGACCGGACUUUUCCCGACCCAGAGACAAGGAGCCACAACCCCAUAUGACCCUAAUUUAUUCUCAGCAUCAACCCCUCCCAGGUCAUUUGUAUCUGUUUCUAAGGGACCUGAACAAUAGCCCUGUCCCAACCAGCCCCCUCUGGCUUUGGGGGAAUGGGAGCUAAGUUGAGUACAACUUCUGAGAUCACCCCCAUCUCCAAGAAAGUCACAGCAACCAGAUUCCAGGCCCUGCUCAAUCAUGCACAUAAACCAAGGCAUGCACAUAAACUAAGGAAGGCAGAGGAAAGAAAUGGAUCUCCAGGCUUCUGGGCCUGCUCCCUCAAUCCAAUGCUUUAGAGCACACUUGGGAGUCCUCUGUGCCCAUGGGCCACCCAGCCUAUGCUGACACCCUAUUUUGUGUGGAGAGGGGCUUCCCUUACCUCCUCACCCACCGAAGUAGGCAGAGUUGGGUGUCUGAAGCAAUUAGGAAGCGGCUAGACCAGAAGGCUGCUUGUGGGGAGAAAGCAGGCAGAGGAGGGUGGAAGGGGACCUGUGGCAGCCCAUGCCCCUUCCCCACACCCAGGGCUGACCCAGAGGGCUCCAGGGGCAGUCGGCGGUGGCUCAUUCCCUAACAACCCCUAAUACCUGAACACUUCAACUGUCUGUUGGGAUCCCCAGCCCUUGGCCUCCUCCAUUUCUCCACCCGCAUGAUUCUUCCCCCAACACCUCAUGAUCUGUUUUGUUCAGUUGUGAAUGCUGUGUCCUGUCCUGGUGACAGGAGAACAAUGUUGGUGAACGUU
This is a messenger RNA of Sciurus carolinensis (gray squirrel), 2157 nucleotides long. RefSeq names its product septin 5 (gene Septin5). Gene Ontology annotation, cellular component: cell division site; microtubule cytoskeleton; synaptic vesicle. The transcript has 12 exons. The record is from RefSeq and is a predicted model, not a curated record. Lineage: Eukaryota; Metazoa; Chordata; Mammalia; Rodentia; Sciuridae. Gene Ontology annotation, biological process: regulation of exocytosis; cytoskeleton-dependent cytokinesis. Gene Ontology annotation, molecular function: GTPase activity; molecular adaptor activity; GTP binding. Bases 114 to 1259 code for a protein of 381 amino acids.